Alternaria postmessia is the source of this 906-nucleotide messenger RNA. RefSeq lists its product as uncharacterized. Lineage: Eukaryota; Fungi; Ascomycota; Dothideomycetes; Pleosporales; Pleosporaceae. Bases 1 to 906 code for a protein of 301 amino acids. The transcript is spliced from 4 exons. The record is from RefSeq and is a predicted model, not a curated record.
AUGAAUACAUACUCACGGUACAAGGUUCCCCAGUACUCGGAAGGAAAGAUUACUGAAGCUGUCGAUGCAACUUCGAUUGGACAGCUCAAGGUAACCAUUGACCGUCCUCACGACAAGGACACACUCCUGCCGUUCGACAGUGAAGAGCACUCGGUCUUGACAGUCGAAGAUCUGGUGAACAUGAAGCACUCGUUGGUCCUUCGAAAUUGGUCACGCAACAACUCGAAGAAACCGGUCGUCAUCUACACCAACAAUGACGAGAAGGAGUGUAAGCGGCUGAUGAACAACUUCUCCAAGCUCAAGGUCCCCCACAAACUUCGAGACACAUACCCCGCCAAGGCAGCAGCGCUCAAGGCGCAGACCGAGCUGUUGUUGAUGAAGAACUUUACACAACUCAAGCGCUCCGAGUUGUUCAAGAAUAUCGACGCAGGCCAGUGGACUCAAGUUCGACAGAUCAUUGUGCAUGCUCAGCUUCGCAUGUACAUCGGAUCGACCAACCAGCACCCUCCUAAAAGUGAAUGGGAAGAUUACAUGAUGGAGAUUCACCGAAACGCUCGCGUUCCAAAGCUCUCUGAUGACGGUGCCGAAGCCUGGGAUUUGGACGUAUACAAACCAUCGCACAAAGUCCUUGACGUCUCCGACCGCACUUGGGAAUCGACCCUGUGCAAGUUGUUUCCACAGGCCACAGAACAGAAUUAUUUCAAGAAUCUCUCCGGCGUAGACUCAGAAGUCGAAUCUAUUGUUGAAGCAUGGAAAGAGCUCACGGAGUAUGAUCCCAUGUCGGUCAUCUACAAGGACCUGAACAACCCGCAGAUGUGCGACUCCGGCAUCAAGCCGACAUCUGAACUUCCCAAGUUUACUGCAUCCGCCCGAUAUGUGUUUGAGACUGGAUACCACUACAGUUAA